GAAACCCGACCAGGCAGCGGGGACGGCAGCUGCGCCCGGCGACGGGGAGGACGGCAGCAUUGGGGACAAGGACACCCGCGCCCCGUCCCCACGCCCGGCGCCCGCCGUCGGCCAUGGGGAACGGCAUGAGCCAGAUCCUUCCUGGCCUCUACCUUGGGAACUUCGUUGAUGCCAAAGACCUGGAGCAGCUAAGCAGGAACAAGAUCACGCACAUUGUUUCUAUCCAUGAAUCCCCCCAGCCCUUGCUGAAGGACAUUACCUACCUCCGCAUCCCCCUGCCCGACACCCCUGAAGCCAACAUCAAGAGGCACUUCAAGGAAUGCAUCAGUUUUAUCCAUCAGUGUCGCCUGCAUGGAGGGAACUGCCUCGUCCACUGCCUCGCUGGCAUCUCCCGCAGUACCACCGUGGUCGUUGCCUACGUCAUGGUUGUCACGGAGCUGAGCUGCCAGGAGGUGCUGGAUGCCAUCCGGACCAUCCGGCCCGUGGCCAACCCCAACCCCGGCUUCAGGCAGCAGCUGUCUGAGUUCAGCGGCAGCGCAGCCCACAAGGUCCGCAGGCACCUGAAGCAGAAGUAUGGGAUGUCCCCUUUCAAUGACGAGGAAGAAAUAAAGGCCUUGCUGCCAGUAGGGAGAGAAGGAACGUCCAGGACAGAGGGAGCUGUGCAAGGACUGGUCCCAAGAGCCAGAGACAUGAGGAGCACAAGUCCCUUCCUGCUGCGGGUGAAGAGGACGUUCUCCUGCAUCCCGGCUUGUCUGAACUGCGUGGGGAAAAGUGGAGCAGAGAAAAAAAGUUUAAGAACCGUCCCCCCCUGCCUUGGGGCAGCCAGAACCUGCAGCGUGCGCCAGGAAAGGGAAAGUGAAAGCCGGAGCCGCUUUCGGUUUCGCCGCCGGGCCGUGAUGGCGGAGCCGGGGGCGCCCAUGCGGCUGAAGGAGUGGCUGAUCGCGCAGAUCGACAGCGGCCGGUACCCGGGGCUGCGCUGGGAGAACCGGCAGCGAACGCUCUUCCGCAUCCCCUGGAAGCACGCGGCCAAGCAGGAUUACCGGCAGCAGGAGGAUGCUGCGCUCUUCAAGGCCUGGGCCAUCUACAAGGGGAAGUACCACGAAGGGACGGACAAGGCCGACCCCUCCACCUGGAAGACGCGGCUGCGCUGCGCCCUCAACAAGAGCACCGACUUCAAGGAGGUGCCGGAGCGGAGCCAGCUGGACAUCUCCGAGCCUUACAAGGUGUACCAGAUCGUGACUGACAGAGCCUGCGAUGCAGAGAACAGUGACACACAGUCCCCAGGCAGUGAGGACCAGCAGGGCAGCACUGCAGGGAGUCCAAAGAAGGAGGAAAGCCAGAAGGACGUGCUGGAGAGUGUCCAAGUGUCUCCACAGCCCCGGAUCUCUGGCCACCCAACCGAGCCAGGGUGCCUUGUGAGGGGAGUCUUCUAUGGCUGGAACCCAACCCAUGGCCAGCUUCUUCCCGGACCCCAAUCCUACCUCCCUGUGGAGGACAUCAACAAUUCAGACUGCUGGCUCCACAUCCGCCUGUACUACUGCGACGUGCUGGUGAAGGAGGUGACCACGCGCACGGCCGAGGGCUGCCGCAUCACCACCAGCGCCGUGCCGGCCGACAGCGAGCGCCUCUACGGCCCCUCGUGCAUGGAGCAGAUAAGAUUCCCCCCGCCGCAGGUGCUCGGCGGCCACGGCCGCGUGGCCUGCAUGACCAACGUGCUGGAGCGCCUCUUGCCCCACCUGGAGCGCGGCGUGCUGCUCUGGGUAGCACCUGAGGGCGUCUUCAUGAAGCGCCAGUGCCAGGGCAGGGUGUACUGGAACGGGCCGCUGGCCCCGCACAAGAACUGGCCCAACAAGCUGGAGAGGGAGAGGACGUACAAGCUGCUGGACACACAGCAGUACAUACAGCAGGUGCGGGAGUACCUGAGCAACGGGCAGCUCCUGCCUCAGUACCAGAUCUACCUGUGCUUCGGGGAGGAAUACCCCACCAGAGCUGGGCACCCCUUCCAGAAGCUCAUCAUGGCUCACGUGGAGCCGGUGUUCGCUCGGGAGCUCUUCCACCACGCCCAGCGCUUGAGGCCGACGCUGCUCUGCAAUUCCCCCCAGCCCUGUGUCCCUGGCACCUCCAGCCACGUUCUCCAUGUCCUCAAACAGCUCUGCCAGCCCUGAACUGGGUGGGAGAGGAGAGCCCAGUUGCCAUAAAGUCUCAGAGUGGGAGGCUCUGAGCCCCGUGGCUCCAUUCCAGCUGCAUUUCCCGAGCCAGAGUGCUCAGGGUGCUCAGUGUGCGGGACCAGACAAGGACAGAUGUUAGCUGGGUGGGCAGGUGCUGCUGCCCCUGUGAUUGCUGUAUUUAUUCCCCAGGAGUCCCCCAGGUGGGGUUUGUUGCGUGCCUAUUCAGCAAGCCAGGGCAGACCUGGCUCUCUCUGUGCACCUUGUGCUGCCAGGACUCGCUGUUGCAAACCUUACAAAUAAAGGUUGUGUUUUCCUGUG
Passer domesticus (house sparrow) is the source of this 2486-nucleotide messenger RNA. RefSeq names its product dual specificity phosphatase 15 (gene DUSP15). Bases 114 to 2165 code for a protein of 683 amino acids. NCBI's taxonomy places the organism in Eukaryota, Metazoa, Chordata, Aves, Passeriformes, Passeridae. The record is from RefSeq and is a predicted model, not a curated record. The transcript has 15 exons. Gene Ontology annotation, cellular component: nucleus. Gene Ontology annotation, biological process: immune system process; protein dephosphorylation; regulation of transcription by RNA polymerase II. Gene Ontology annotation, molecular function: protein tyrosine/serine/threonine phosphatase activity; DNA-binding transcription factor activity, RNA polymerase II-specific; RNA polymerase II cis-regulatory region sequence-specific DNA binding.